UCCACGUCCCCCCGUGAUGGCGGAAGUCGAGGUGGCACUUUAUCGGGUCCGGUGAAUCAAAACAAAGCGGAUUUCUGUCUCUAACACACACAAUGUUAUUUGUCUUUAACACACAUUAACACUGUCUUCACGGUGGUUUCCUGCGGAUUUCUGCCUCUUAUUUCGCCUUUCUGUGGAUAAUUGUGUGUUUUGUGUGAAACAUCAGCGUGCGGCUCGUUUACAGGGACCCGGAUGGAGCUUUACACCGUAAACAUCUGUGUAAAGGGGCUUAAGGUCAUAGUGUCCAUGUCUACCAUCAUACAGUGACUGUGUACAGAGUGUGUGUGUGUGUGUGUGUGUGUGUGUGUGUGUGUGUGUGUGUGUGUGUGUGUGUGUGUGUGUGUGUGAGAGUGAGUGUGAGAGUGAGUGAGGGAGAGAGAGUGAGUGUGUCUGAGUGUGAGUGUGAGAGAGUGUGUGUGAGUGAGAGAGAGAGAGAGUGUGUGUGUGUGAGAGUGUGUGUGUGUGUGUGUGUGUGUGUGUGUGAGUGAGAGAGAGAGAGAGAGAGAGUGUGUCUGAGUGUGAGUGUGUGAGAGAGAGAGUGAGUGAGUGUGUGUGUGAGUGUGAGAGAGUGUGUGUGAGAGUGUGUGUGUGAGAGAGAGAGAGAGAGUGUGUGUGAGAGUGUGUGUGUGUGUGAGAGAGAGAGAGAGAGUGUGUGUGUGUGUGUGUGUGUGUGUGAGAGAGUGUGUGUGAGAGCAGCUGGUCAUGGCGUCCUGGUUGGGGGGUCUAGGCUCAGGCCUUGGUCAGUCUCUCGGGCAGGUGGGAGGAAGUUUAUCCUCUUUCACCGGACAAAUCUCCAGUUUCACCAAAGACAUCCUUCUGGAAGGAACAGAAGAAGUGGGAGAUGCCGCCACCGAGCUGCACGUGUCUAACUCCAAGCUGCAGGAGCUGGAGGCCGCUCUCUCUGCACAGAGGUCGGAGUACGAACGCAUGAGGAGAGUGAACGCUGAGCUGGAGGAGAAGUUGGAGGCGGCAGAGAUCCAGGUCAAACAGCAGUCGGUGGAGUACAGGACCAUCCUGCAGCAGAAAGAGGUGGACAUCAGCCACCUAAAAGCCAGACAAAACAGUUUACAGGACGAAGUCCAGAAGCUCCGCCUCUCCGCCCGGGACGCGUCGUCUUCAGUUUCCGAUCUUGCCGUGCUUCCCGUUACGGCCGCCACCACCACCGGCAGCUCCUCCUCCUUCAUGUCCCACCCCUCACCUGGCCAUCACGGUUUCCAUGGCGACGAGGUGGACCUGAGUGACGUCCUGUGGUCGCAGCAGGAAAUCAACAGGCUCUCCCACGAGGUCCAGCGUCUAGAGGCAGACGUCACUCAUUGGAGGAGAGUGGCUCAGGCAUCGAAAGUGACCGGAGCAGAGAAGGGAGACCAUGGGGACAUCCUGAAGCUGCAGAAAACCAUCAAGGAGCUGCGAGAGGAAAUGGGCCGUGAGGUGGACGAGCACCAGCACGAGCUGACCGCGCUGCAGGACGCUCAUCGGCAAAAAAUGGCGGACAUGGCGAAGCGGCACAGGGACGAGCUGGCGGAGUACGAAGAGAGGAUAGAGGAGCUAGAGGAGCAGAUUCAGAGCGGAGCUGCUGUCACACUCUCCACUCCGGCAUCGCCAGAUUCCUCCAAACUGGAAGAGCUGCAGGCUACGAUUCGCUCCCUGCGCGAGAAGGCGGAGCUUCAGAACACAAAGUGCAGCGAUCUAACAGCAAGUCUCGAGCAGGCUCGGCGCCAGGGGGCGGAGCUUCAGCGAGAGAAGGAGGAGACCAUGGCUGAAAACUCUGAGCUUCUGCAGAACUACGCUCGACUCCAGAGUUCUGUUAGUGAACUUCAGACUCGGGUUCAGGAGCAGGAGAGCAAGGCGAUGGUCAAAGCGCAGCACGACGGCGAGAUGCUCGCGCUGAGGAAAACACUCGCAGACGCUGAAAAAGAAGUGUCCAGGUUAAAAUCUCUCACUCAAAGCGCUGAGGUUGAACACGCAGACAUUCUGGAGCUCAACACCGUCAUCGACGCACUCAGAACGGAGAAAGAAGAAGUAGAGAAGGAGAAGUCAGUGUUAGUAGAGAGACUCACGGUAGCUGAGAACCGGAGCACGUCUCGUGAAGCCGAAAGCUCUGAGGAGCAGCAGCUCGAUGUCGCAGACCUGAUGAAGCAGCUGGAGCAGAGAGAGGAAGCUUUAAGGCAAGCACGUAUCAGCAUGGACACCCUCACAGCAGAGCUGGAAGAACUGGACCGGCAGAACCAGGAGGCCACACAGCAUCUCAUCACCAUGAAAGAUCUCCUGGCUACACAGAAGUCUCAAGGUGAAGCUGAAGUUAGCCGUCUGAAGUCAGCGCUUACAGCGGCUCUCAGUCAAAAAGAGGAGCUUCAUCAGGACUUGGAGGUUCAGAAGGAGAAGCUCAGUCAAAGUGCCUUCACUCUCAACGACCUGCACAUGGGCAAACAGCAGCUGGAGGCCACGGUGAGAGAGCUGAGGGACAAAUUAAAAAAGUCUCAGGAGCUUGGCAAAGAGACACGUAUGGAAGCCUCCGAGCUGAAGAAGCUGCUGCAGGAAAGAGAGUCUCAGCUGGAUGCUCUUCACGAGGAGCUGAGUCGAGCAGGGGAGCACAGGGAUGAUGGCAAGGAUCAAAUGAAGCUUCUGGUGGACAAGGAGAAAGAAAUUCAGGAUAUGAGAAGAGAGCUGGCAGAAUUGAAUGUUCUGUAUGAGAAAGUGUCAUCUGAGGACUUUGAGUUGAAGAUAGAGAACAGAAAGUUGAAAGAAGACGGCCUUCAGGCUCACGAGAGAGUACAGAAUUUGGAACGACAGGUACAGGAUGGCCAGGCCUCUCUCAGCAAAGUAGUCCUAGAGAAAGACACUCGCAUCGAAGCCUUGAAACUAGAGAAGAAUCAGAUAGAGGUCGAGUUGAAUCAAGCGGAGAACCGGCUUUUGGAUCAGGCCAAGCAGUACCAGCAGACCAUCGAGGAGCUGACUCGAGCACGAUCUCUGGAUGCCUCCGCAUUGCAGAUGGAACACGAACGUGCUGUGAAGCUAAACCAGGAAAAGGACCUGACGAUUGCAGAACUGAAGCGCGAGAAGGAUCAGAUUGUGGCAGACCACAAAGACACCAGCGAGAUGUUGGACAUUACCGUGGCUGGACAAAGGCAGCUCACCGAGCUCUUGCAGGAGAAAGACACUUUUGCGGCCUCGUUAAAAGCUCAAGCUGAUGAAACGCAGAAGGAUUUGGAGGCCAGAAUCUUGCAGGCAAGCCAAGAAUGUGAAGCACUAAGGAAAGUGGUGGAAGAGAAGGACAAGCAGCUAGGGGCCAUGAAGGAGAAGAAUAGCCACCUGAAGGAGGAAAUCGACCGUCUGAAGGAUCAGCAGAGCAGGCCGCAGCCGAUGUCCGAACCAAGGACGUUGGAUAUAAUCACAGAGCUGGAGACCGAAGUUGCACAGCUCAAAGCCGCCAGAGACCGAUUCGAGGAAGAAGUAAAAACUUUGAGAGCGACUUCAGAGCAACAACGGGAAUCGCUUCUACAAUCACAGCAUGUGCUACAGGUGCACCAGAGCGAACUGGAUCAGGCUCGGUCGAGACACGAGCAGAGCACCCUCAACUACGAAAAACUGAUCGGUGCCAAGGACGAAGAAAUCACUAGGCUGCAGGGGGAGGUGCAGAGACUCAGUGUCCACAGUCAACCCCACACUGUGGAAAUCCUUCAGGAGGACAAGACUGGUUCUUUGGGUAGCGAGAAUGGUAACGAGAAGCAUGACUUGUCCAAGGUGGAGAUUGAAAAACUUGUAAAGGGCAUCAAGGAGAAAGAGACCGAGAUUAUCCAGCUAAACGAGAAGAACCUCUCUUUGACCAAACAGCUUGAUCAGCUUGUGGUCUCUCACGACGAAGUUGGCAAACUAUCUCAAAUAGUGCUUCAGAAAGAUCUAGAAAUCCAAGCUCUUCACGCUCGUGUUUCAGGUGGAUUUAGCCAGGAUCUUCUCUUGCUUCAGCAGCAGAUGCAGGCUUACGCAGUCGAACGAGAACAAGUACUCGCUGUGCUGAAUGAAAAAACGCGUGAGAACAGCCACCUGCGUUCAGAAUACCAUCGCAUCAUGGAAAUCGUUGCAGCGAAGGAGUCUGCGUUACUUAAGCUUCAACAGGAAAACCAGCGCCUGUCCACAAUGAGUGACCCUUCUGGAAGUCAGGAGAUGUUCAGAGAGACCAUUCAGAACUUGUCCCGAAUCAUCCGUGAGAAGGACAUCGAAAUCGAUGCUCUUACGCAGAAAUGCCAGACGUUGGUCACCGUCCUCCAGGCGUCUGGUGGAGACUCUGAAAGCGGAGGUUCGGGUGGUGUGAGCAGCAAUCAGUUCGAAGAGCUUUUGCAUGAAAGGGACAACCUCAAGCAGCAGGUCAAGAAGAUGGACGAGUGGAAGCAACAAGUGAUCACAACUGUGAAGAACAUGCAGCACGAAUCUGCCCAGCUUCAGGAAGAGCUUCUUAAACUCCAAGGUCAAGUGUCCGCUGACAGCGACUGCAGCUCCAAACUUUCGGUCGACUACUCCAAACUCAUCCAAAGUUAUGAGCAGAAGGAGAAAAGGCUCGGCAGUUUGAGUCAGGAACUUGCCCAGGUGCAGCAGACCAUCAGCCAGCUUAGCACCACUAAAGACGUCCUGCUUGGAAAGCUUGACAGUGUUAGUCAGGUCCCAGAACCUUCCGCACAAUCUGUAGGACAUCAGGUGUCCCAGUUUGCCCAGGACGCACCAUCAAAUCUACCAGUUGUUCAAGAUAAAAAUUUAAGACAGGAACUGGAAUCGUUACACAGGAUGUUAGCAGAGAAGGAGAGUAUGUUGAGAACUCUUCAGGAGAACAACCAUCGCUUGUCAAAUUCCGCGUCUUUGUCGGAAAGCGAGCAAAGAAGCCACGCUGAGGAGCUCAGGCAAGCACAGGAGAGGAUUGAGACCCUGCAGCGGUCCCUCAGAGAAAAAGACCUGCUGAUCAAGACCAAAGGAGACCAACUGAAUCAAGUGAGUGAAUCGUUACGCAACCGCGAAAACGAUAACGAGGUCCUGAAGCAGGCCGUUACAAACCUAAAAGAGCGUGCUCUGAUCCUCGAGAUGGACGUGAAGAAGCUGAAGGAGGAGAACGACGCUGUGGCGGCGAAGUCGCGAGAGAAAGAGACGGAGUUUCGAGCGCUGCAGGAGACCAACAUGCAGGUGUCGCUGAUGCUGCGUGAGAGAGAGUUCGAGUGUAGCACCAUCACCGACAAGGCUGCGGCCAUAGAGAAGCUGCUCAAAGACAGAGAGCAGGGUAAGAGCGGGGAGCUGAACCAGCUGCUGAAUGAGGUAAAGUCCAUGCAGGAGAGAGCUUUGGCAUUCCAGCAGGAGCGAGACCAAGUGAUGCUGGCUCUUAAACAGAAGCAGAUGGAGACGUCUGCGCUCCAGAGUGAGCUGCAGCACACUCGCGAUAAAGAGCAGAGGCAGAAGCAGGAGUUGGAGCGUCUCCGCAAUCACCUGCUGGAGAUCGAGGACUCGUACACGCGGGAGGCGCUCGCGGCCGAGGACCGGGAGAGCGAACUCAGGCGCAGAGUGGUGAUGCUCGAUGAGAAGCUGGCGUCGUCCUCCAGUGCCGUGGAGAGCGCCAGUCAGCAGGCCAGUCUGCAGGUGGAGUCUCUUCAGGAGCAGCUGAAUGUCUUGGCCAGGCAGAGAGACGAGGCUGUGCUUCAAUGCCACGCUGCUCAGGAGCAAGUGAACCAAUACGCAGUGUCUCUGUCUAACCUGCAGAUGGUGCUAGAGCAGUUCCAGCAAGAGGAGAAAGCCAUGUACUCAGCAGAACUGGAGAAACACAAGAAAGAGAAGGAGGAAUGGAGGAGGAAAGCGGACAUGCUGGGGGAUAAAAGCGCCGCCCUGCAGCUCAAUCUGGACGAAGCGAACGCCGCGUUAGAGUCGGCGUCUCGCCUCACUGACCAGCUGGACCUGAAGGAGGAGCAGAUCGAGGAGCUGAAGAAGCAGGUGAACAUGAGACAGGAGAUGCUGGAAGAAGCCCAGCACAAACUGACCGAUCUGCUGAACAGCACUGAGGGGAAAGUGGACAAAGUGCUCAUGAAGAAUCUGUUCCUUGGGUAUUUCCACACGCCGAGGAACAAACGCGCUGAAGUGCUGAGGCUUAUGGGUAAUGUUGUUGGACUGGAGCGGGACGAUGUGGACAAGAUGCUGGAGGAGCAGGAGGGGGGGAAGGGAGUGACAGGAUGGGUGUCGGGGUGGUUAGGAGGCAGCAGAGCGGUGCAAAGUGUCCCCACCACACCACAAAGACCCACCCAAACCCGGAACCUCAACGGGUCUUUCUCUGAGAUGUUUGUGAAGUUCUUGGAAGUGGAGUCCACUCCAGCUGCUCCCACACCCAAGCUGCCCAUUUAUGACAUCAAGCCUUUGAGUGCGCCCCCUGCUGGCCGGAACUCUGCCGGUGCGCCUACUGCAGGCUCGUCGGGCGGCGGGAAGCACGGCAUGGACUCAAACCCGUUCCUGGCCCCUCGCUCUGCAGCCGUUCCGUUGUUAACGGCGGGCGGCGGUGGGGCAGCAAGUGGCCACUUGCUCAUGAAGCCCAUCGCGGACGCCCUCCCUACGUUCACACCCGUGCCGGUGGCGGCCGACGCCAGUGCAGGGGCGGUCCUCAAAGACCUGCUCAAACAGUGAUUCACCCGGCGGCGCUGUCAAUCAAAGCACUUUAGGAGACGUCUGUAGACAGCCACAAGAGCUGUUUCUCUUUUCUAUUUUAAUAAUAAUGAAGGACUGGUAGAUAACUCAGUCAGGGUCGGUCUGCAGUGCUGAAACCAUUCUACAAGGUGUUUCCUGAGCCGUCUGCGUUUAACUCAAUCUUUCUGCGCUCUAUAAUCAGAAGUGUCCUUUGGGGAUUUGUAGUGAACAGCAGCUUUUCUGCGUUUGCUCUUUAAUAUGGAGAAGAUCGCUCGUCUGAUGAAAGAUGGCCAGUUGGCUCGCAGAUGCCUGUGGGAUUUAAGACCUUUUCCCUGUCUGUGAAAUCCAUACCAAUAGCUUUUUUUUUUUUUUUUUUUUUAAAAACUAAACGCUGCAGUUUUUCCCAGUCUGUCUUUUCCUCCGUCUCGGUUACAGUAAUGACUCUAACGGCCGAGUGGUUGGACGACUGAAUACUCUGAUAAUGUAACACUUGUGCUGUGUAGCUACAGCGUUAUAAAUAUGUACUUUUAAAAAAGUGUAAAUCUGAAGCCGUGCUGGAAAAGUUCACAAACUCAAGAGGCAGAAAGUUUGUACAUAACUAUUUCUUCUAUAAAAAAAAAAAGCUCGUGUAUAUUUAGCUGUAUCUGAUCAGUGGCUUCCAGUCAAAACAAUUCAGAAAGGUGUGUAUUAAAAUUUUCCAACAAAAACACAAAGAAAGGACUGUCCCUUGUGUUGACCCUGUAAAGUACUCCUGGAUUUAUGAGUGUAUUGGGAUUGAUCUGGGAACGUGGGAUUAUUAACGUAAGGUUUCAGCAUGUUUAGUGUUUUUGUUUUGGGGUAAAGUUUGGGGUUCGACUCACACUUCCAGUUGUAAUUGAAUGCAGAAAUAAAGAUGUCUGCCUAUGCAAA
This is a messenger RNA of Tachysurus vachellii, 7590 nucleotides long. It is a transcript of the gene trip11, whose product is annotated as thyroid hormone receptor interactor 11. The transcript is spliced from 22 exons. The record is from RefSeq and is a predicted model, not a curated record. Gene Ontology annotation, molecular function: small GTPase binding. Gene Ontology annotation, biological process: Golgi organization; endoplasmic reticulum to Golgi vesicle-mediated transport. The coding region runs from base 742 to 6681 and encodes 1979 amino acids. Gene Ontology annotation, cellular component: Golgi apparatus. NCBI's taxonomy places the organism in Eukaryota, Metazoa, Chordata, Actinopteri, Siluriformes, Bagridae.